Molecule: messenger RNA, 1179 nt
Organism: Paramecium sonneborni
Lineage: Eukaryota; Ciliophora; Oligohymenophorea; Peniculida; Parameciidae
Source: the annotation of a GenBank genome assembly
AUGAGCUAACAAUUUUAUUAAACUUACGUACCUAAUCCUUUUAUUCCAACAUUUAAUCCAACAAUAAAUUCCUCAAGAAUUGAUUAUCCAUCAACUAAUUCAGCUAAGAAAGCUGAUAUUAGAGAAUUAACAAAUGAGCAGAUUUAAUAAAAUAAUGUAAUAACUUCAUCAUUCAGUUUGAAUCCCUAAGUAAACAAAUCAAUAGUGAUAAAACGUACAUUAAUAGUAAAUACUAAUUAGCAAUUUUAACCAAUCAAGAUGAAUAUUAAAGAAAGAUUAUUGAUUUGAAUACGUGUCAUAAAAAUGAAUUAAAAGAACUCGAAUUAAAAAUGUAAUCAUAAAUAGAUUCACUCAUAUAAAAAAGAUAUUAAGAUGAUUAAUAGAAAUAAUUAACAGAUGUUAGAUAGUAGAUAUCUGAAUUAUAAUAAACAAUAUAAGGAAAUAGUAAUCCUUAUUCAUAAUAAUAACAACUAUUUUAUAAUUAAAAUGAAUUAGAAAGAUUAGAAAAGUAAUUAAAAAAAAAGAAAAAUAAAAUUAAGUUUUUCAAAACUGAAAUUGAUAGUCUAAAAUCAGAACUAUAGAUUAGAAAAUAAAAAAUAACAGAGUUAGAAAUAAAAUUGCAUUACUCAGAGAAUAAGCCAAUAAUUUAAUAAUCUACAAUACCAUAACUGAUAGGUGUGCCUCAAUAAAUUAUUGGUUAACCACCUUCUACAAUAAUUUAAGAAUAUCCGGAACUAAUUGAUAGAAUUAGGAAUGUAGAAUAUGAAAGAGAUGUAAAUACUGAGUUUAUUUUAGUGUUUGCUUUAAGAAUUAAGAAGAUAGUAAGUAAAUUUAAUACCUGUAUAAAGAUAAUAGAAAUCUACAUUUCCUUCAAUAGAGGAAUGGAAUAGACUUAUGCAUGAAUACAAAAUCUUAGAAAGUGAAAACAAUAAGCUUAAUACUAUAAUAUUAUAGAAAGAUGAUUUAAUUAAAUCAUUAGAAUAAAGGAUAAGUGUUGAGCUUACCAGAUAAAGUGCACUUUAAGCUCAAGGUAAUUAGCCAAGAGCAAAAUCUGUUAUAUAUGAUCCAUAAGCUCAACGAUAAUAAUCGAAAUCUUAAUAAUUAUAUCCAAUUGCAGUUCAAAAUACUGAAUAAUAAUCUAAUGUUGAACCAACAUUAUAAAAUCCUAGUGGUCAAUGA